Molecule: messenger RNA, 1554 nt
Organism: Lycium ferocissimum
Lineage: Eukaryota; Viridiplantae; Streptophyta; Magnoliopsida; Solanales; Solanaceae
Exons: 1
Coding region: 1-1554 (517 amino acids)
Biological process (GO): DNA integration
Molecular function (GO): nucleic acid binding; RNA-DNA hybrid ribonuclease activity
Source: RefSeq, a predicted model, not a curated record
AUGGACAUCAAUGAAUUAUUGGUCAUUGGAGAUUCCGAAUUGUUGAUUCAUCAAGUACAAGGCGAAUGGGCCACUAAGAAUGAAAAGAUCUUACCAUAUGUGAACCUGGCACAGAGAUUGUGCAAGAAGUUCAGAAAGAUUGAGUUUCGACAUACGCCAAGGGCUCAGAAUGAAUUUGCUGAUGCACUGGCCACAAUAGCAUCAAUGAUCCAGCAUCCUGAAAGCAGUCACAUCGACCCGCUAAGGAUAAGUAUGAAAGAAGAACAUGCCCAUUCUUGCUAUGUGGAAGUUGAACCAGAUGGCAAACCAUGGUACAGCGACAUCAAAAUGUAUCUGGAAGGACGAGAAUACCCCAAAGGCAUUACAAAUGGACAAAAGAAGACCAUCCAAAGAAUGGUGAAAGGUUUCUUCCUAAACAAAGAAGUGCUAUAUAAACAGAUGCCAGAUUUUGGUCUGCUUAGAUGUGUAGACGCCGGCGAAGCCACCAAACUGCUAGAAGAAGUACAUGUGGGAACAUGUGGACCCCAUAUGAAUGGAUUCAUCCUCACAAAGAAGAUUCUACGAGCAGGGCACUAUUGGAUGAUUAUGGAGAGUGACUGCUACAAAUAUGUGCAAAGGUUCCAUCAGUGCCUGAUCCACGGUGAUUUGAUCAAGGUCCCUCAAAGUGAGCUUAAUGUUGUGAGCUCACCAUGGCCUUUCGUUGCUUGGGAAUGCAUAUUAUUGGACCUAUUGAGCCGGCAGCUUCAAAUGGCGACCGGUUCAUUGGUCGCCAUUGACUAUUUCGCCAAGUGGGUGGAAGCAAUAUCUCACAAAUCAGUAACAAAGAAGGUGGUGGCGGACUUUGUGCAAAACCACAUCAUAUGCAGAUUCGGUGUGCUCGAGUCCAUCAUAACAGACAACGGGGCAAAUCUGAAUAGCCACCUGAUGAAGGAUAUCUAUGAGAAAUUUAAGAUCACCCAUCGAAACUCGACAGCUUACCGGCCGCAAAUGAAUGGAGCCGUAGAAGCAGCCAACAAGAAUAUCAAGAGGAUAUUGAGGAAAAUGACUAAUAAACAUAAGGGUUGGAACGAGCAGUUUCCUUAUGCUCUACUGGGAUACCGUACUACAACCAGAACCUCAACAGGAGCAACUCCAUACUUGCUGGUCUAUGGAACUAAAGCAGUCAUACCCGCUGAAGUUGAGAUACCUUCCCUGAGAAUCAUUCAGGAAGUAGAAUUAGACGAUGCUGAAUGGGUUCGAGCUCGAUAUAAGCAAUUAGCAUUAAUUGAUGAGAAAAGGAUGGUUGUUGUAUGUCACGGUCAAUUGUACCAGCAAAGAAUGGCAAGAGCUUUCAACAAACGAGUCAGAACCAGAUUUUUUCAGAUCGGGCAACUGGUGCUCAAAAGGAUUUUUCCACAUCAAGAGGAAUAUAAAGGGAAGUUUGCUCCCAACUGGCAAGGUCCUUAUGUGGUCCACAAAGUACUCUCCGGAGGAGCAGUAGUACUGGCGAAAAUGGAUGGUCAAGAGUGGCCGAAACCGAUCAACUCAGAUGCAAUCAAGCGCUACUAUGCAUAA